UUUCAGUCCUGCCUCAAGAAGACGAAGGCCAUGGCUCUGAGCAGCGCCUUCAGGGCAGUGGGCAAUGACCCAGGAGUCUUCAUUUGGAGAAUAGAGAAAAUGGAGCUGGUGCUGGUGCCCCUGAGCUUUCAUGGCAAUUUCUACGAGGGAGACUGUUAUGUGGUUCUCUCGAAUCGCAGAUCUGGAAGUCUCUUGUCCCAGGAUAUCCACUACUGGAUUGGAAAGGACUCUUCCCAAGACGAGCAGAGCUGUGCGGCCAUCUAUACCACUCAGCUGGACGACUAUCUGGGUGGCAGCCCAGUGCAACACCGGGAGGUUCAGUACCAUGAAUCGGAGACGUUCCGGGGCUACUUCAGACAGGGGAUCAUCUACAAGAAGGGAGGGGUGGCCUCUGGGAUGAAACAUGUGGAGACCAACGCCUACAAUGUGAAGCGUCUACUGCAUGUGAAAGGAAAAAGGCACAUAAUGGCCACCGAGGUAGACCUAAACUGGGGCAGUUUUAACCUGGGUGAUGUCUUCCUGCUGGACCUUGGAAGAGUCAUCAUCCAGUGGAACGGCCCAGAGAGCAACACGGGAGAACGGCUGAAGGCAAUGCUCCUAGCAAAGGAUAUUCGGGACCGAGAGCGUGGGGGCCGCGCUGAAAUCGGCGUGAUUGAGGGAGACAACGAGGCGGCCAGUGUAGAUCUGAUGAAGGUCCUUUCGGAAACACUAGGCGAACGUUCCCAGAUCACGUCUGCAACCCCUGAUGAGCUCUUAGACCAAGAGCAGAGAUCCAACAUCAUGCUCUAUCAUGUCUCUGACUCUGCUGGGCAGCUGACAGUCACAGAAGUGUCCACAAGGCCCCUGGUGCAAGAUUUACUGAAUCAUGACGACUGCUAUAUCCUGGACCAUGGUGGAAACAAGAUAUACGUCUGGAAAGGAAGGGGAGCCACCAAGAUGGAGAAGCAGACUGCUAUGUCUAAAGCUCUGGGCUUCAUGAAGCUGAAGGAUUAUCCAAGCAGCACCAACGUGGAGACUAUCAACGAUGGGGCUGAGUCUGCUAUGUUUAAGCAGCUGUUCCAGAAGUGGACGGUGAAGGACCAGACCUCCGGCUUAGGAAAAACCUUCAGCAUGAAUAAAAUAGCCAAAGUCAUCCAGGAUAAGUUUGACGUGACUCUGCUUCACGCAAAGCCGGAGGUCGCAGCCCAAGAAAGAAUGGUCGAUGACGGCAGUGGAAAUGUUGAGGUCUGGAGAAUUGAAAAUCUGGAGCUAGUCCCGGUGGAGGCUCGGUGGCACGGCUUCUUUUACGGGGGAGACUGCUACCUGGUUCUCUACACGUACCAAGUGAGCAGCCAGCCACGGUACCUCCUGUACAUCUGGCAGGGCCGACAUGCUUCCAAGGAUGAGCUGGCGGCUUCGGCCUACCAAGCUGUGGCGCUGGACAGACAGUACGGGGGCGCUCCGGUGCAGGUGCUGGUCAGCAUGGGGAAAGAGCCGUGCCACUUCAUGGUCAUCUUCAAAGGAAAGCUGGUCAUUUUUGAGGGUGGCACAUCCAGGAAGGCAAGUGCUGAGCCUGACCCUCCUGUGAGACUCUUCCAGAUCCGAGGGAACGACAAAUCCAACACCAAAGCUGUGGAGGUACCAGCAUUUGCCUCUUCCCUGAAUUCUAAUGAUGUUUUUCUGCUACGGACACAAAAUGAGCACUACCUCUGGUAUGGAAAGGGUUCCAGUGGUGAUGAGAGAACAAUGGCAAAGGAAUUAGCCAGAGUGCUUUGUGAUGGCACUGAAGACACUGUGGCUGAAGGACAGGAGCCAGAAGCAUUUUGGGACUCACUAGGAGGGAAAGUCCCUUAUGCCAAUGACAAAAGACUCCAACAGGAAAUUAUCGAUGUCCAGCCCCGUCUCUUUGAGUGUUCCAAUAAGACUGGGAGAUUCACUGUCACUGAGAUCACAGAUUUCACACAGGAUGACCUGAACCCAAGUGAUGUGAUGCUUCUGGAUACCUGGGACCAGGUGUUCUUAUGGAUUGGUGCUGAAGCUAAUGCCACAGAAAAAGAGGGAGCCUUCACUUCUGCCCAGGAGUACCUGCACACUCACCCCAGUGGCCGGGAGACUGACACACCUAUCCUGAUCAUCAAACAGGGCUUCGAGCCCCCCAUCUUCACAGGCUGGUUCUUGGCCUGGGACCCUCAUAUCUGGAGCGAAGGCAAAUCGUAUGAACAGUUAAAGGAAGAGCUGGGAGACACAGCUGAAAUUGUGAAAAUCACUGCUGACAUGAAUAGUGCUCCCCUCUUACUGAAUGCUGCUGAUGGUGAGCAAAAAUAUUACCCUCUGGAAGUCCUGCUGAAAAAUCAGGAACAGGAGCUGCCUGAGGAUGUAGACCCUGCCAAAAAGGAGAAUUACCUCUCUGAUGAAGACUUUGUGACUGUAUUUGGCAUCACGAGAGGGAAAUUUGCUGCUUUGCCUGGCUGGAAACAGCUCAACCUAAAGAAAGAAAAGGGGCUUUUUUAAAGAAUGGAAGCAAAUGCCUAUUUUAGGUGAUACUAGAGAAUAGACAGUGCCAAUUAUGAGGGAAGAAUUUAAAUCCCUAGCACAAUGUACUUGGUUACUUAUAGAAGCAAAAGAGUUUGCAAAGUGCAUGUUACCUACAGUGAAUAUUCUUGCCAAUAUUUAGUUUAAAUAUGUUUAAAUAUCCAUUCUGAUUUCUAUGUUUUGCAUGAAUUUAGAGAUGAAAACAAAAACAUAUGUAGUUCAUGCAACAAACUUUUCAAUCCUAAAAAAUUAUCAUGAAGAAAAUGUUUAAUUCUGGUGUUCAGACAUCAGGUUUAGAUAUCAAGAUCGUUAAUGCCAAAAAUAAAAAUAAAAUACUUAAUCCACAAGUCAUUGAAGUAUGUAAGCAAUUUUCAUAUACCUCCUGGGUGGGUCUCAGACAUCUUUUCAAAUUAAGGCCCCUCUAUGAGAUGAAGGAAUGACAUCAUUUUGGGUUUGCUCAUAUAACAAAUAAAGCAUAUACUUCCCAUCUGUGGAAUGUUUUUGUGCUGGGAAGGUUAGGAUGGUGGGAAUUAGACCAACAUCUGUAUUGGCAUAGGAAGGACAAAUUUUGCCCAAAAGCAGCAAGAAACCAUUUGGUAUUUAUUUGAGUAAUAAUAAGCCCAGUGACACAUCUGCAUGUGGGUCACUAAAGAAUAUCUUCAAAGGAUGCUGUAAACAACCACAAACAAGCCACAUUUUCCAAUGAACUCCGUAUUUGGAAUCAGUUUCAGGUGGGAAGGAAUCACAAGUUUAAUAUAAAUUACACUUUCAUUUGUUUCUGAUGACAUUACAUCUACCUAAAUGUGUAACCUUGGAGGUUGAUGCAAAUGAUAAACAAAAGUAGUAAAAUGGUUCUCCCAUGUAUCCUCCAUACAGCUGCCAAAUUGCUUUUCCCAAACACAUUAUCUAAUCACAUCCCACCUCUACUCAAAUUUCCUAUCACCUCUAGGAUAAAACACAAAGGUCAGCUUGUUGCUGGAGAUCCCACCAGGCUCCGAGCCCCCUUUCCAAAUUUAUAUCCUAUCGCUACUCCAUGGCACACCACAUGCUAUUAAACUGAACUGGCCUUCUAGCUGUUUUCAUUUGACUCGCUGUCUCCCAUCUCAUCUUUCACAGAAUUUUGGAUGUUGUUUUCCUUUAUGCUACUGUACAUUCUCUUGUUUUAUUUACUUCACUCCAAAGUAGUUCAUGCAGUCAUCUCAGAUUUCUCUGAAUCUGACAUGCAGAGAAGAAAAGAUACUAAGACAAUGUAUUCUAUCCCCACCUCUGCCACUUAGAAUCCCCAGCUUUCUUCAAGCCCAGCUACUGCAAGAAUCCUGUCCAAAGUUCUUCCAGGUCUCUGUUUUCACCCAGUGUGUACUCUGGGCAGUGAGGCUCCAAGUAUACUCCACACCCCUUCCACAACAACCCCACCAAAAAAACCUCCACAAAAGCUCUCUUAAGAUGGAGAUAAUUUCCUUUUUUUUUUUUCAUCUCUGUAUUAGCACCUAGUAUAGUGCCAUGUACAAGGACAGUCAAUGUUAGUGGAGGUAAAUUAGGAUAAUUCUGGGUAGAAAAUGGAUGAGAGGGCUCUGGCAGCCCUCCUAGCUUAGGGUGAAUAAAUUCAAGGAGUGAAAAAGAGAGGGCCACCUUCAGGACCUUGGGAUAUUCCUGGCAAGGUUUCUCUAAGAUAUUUAUUAUCUAAAUGUAAUUAGAACCAUUUACUGGAGUUAAAAUGAUUGGGAACAGCCAGGGGGGGGAAAAAAGUUAAAACAUGUAAAGGCGAAGAUUUCACUAAAUACAAGAGAUAAGCAGCUUCAAGUCAAAAGGCUUCACAUUCCUACAUUCAAAUACCUGCUCUUUCAGGGCUGGAUGUU
Messenger RNA from Gracilinanus agilis (Agile Gracile Mouse Opossum), 4367 nucleotides. It is a transcript of the gene AVIL, whose product is annotated as advillin. The record is from RefSeq and is a predicted model, not a curated record. Gene Ontology annotation, cellular component: cytoplasm; actin cytoskeleton. NCBI's taxonomy places the organism in Eukaryota, Metazoa, Chordata, Mammalia, Didelphimorphia, Didelphidae. The coding region runs from base 31 to 2490 and encodes 819 amino acids. The transcript has 19 exons. Gene Ontology annotation, biological process: cytoskeleton organization; barbed-end actin filament capping; actin filament severing. Gene Ontology annotation, molecular function: actin filament binding; phosphatidylinositol-4,5-bisphosphate binding.